Corythoichthys intestinalis (scribbled pipefish) is the source of this 1232-nucleotide messenger RNA. Its product is annotated as DNA damage-inducible transcript 4-like protein-like. The transcript is spliced from 2 exons. Gene Ontology annotation, cellular component: cytoplasm. The record is from RefSeq and is a predicted model, not a curated record. The coding region runs from base 125 to 748 and encodes 207 amino acids. NCBI's taxonomy places the organism in Eukaryota, Metazoa, Chordata, Actinopteri, Syngnathiformes, Syngnathidae. Gene Ontology annotation, biological process: negative regulation of signal transduction.
CCCCUCCGCUAUAAAACCUCGUCCGCUCAACUUCUCUCUUCCAAUCGCAGCUCUUGCAUUACAUGGAGAAGAUACAAAAUAAACGUCCGGAGGCGAUACCGGAGUUUUACAGCCACGAAUCGGGAUGGUCUAUACCCCGGCUGUCCUGUUUGGAAAAAAGCUUCCCGUCUUGGGAGAGGAAGAAAGCGUCACGGACAUGAUAGGAACGUACUUUUUUAGGCUCGCGUCGCUGCGUCAAGAGGACAGUUCAGUCCGACGGGGAAGCAUUGAUAGUUUCGACGACACCGGCUGCACUUUAUCCUAUCCCAACAUGGAUGUUUGUUUGGAACAUGAAGCAAAAGCGCUUCAACAAGAUUUGAAGUGCCACAUCGAGAGAUGCUUGAGCGAGGCAAAGGCUUCUGUCCUCCAGUGCAAGGUGUUGCUCCUCCCCUGCCAGAUGACCACCAAAGUCGGUCGGGAUAUACUCCACACCUCCACAGAUGAGCCUUGCGGGCUGCGGGGCGCCUCCAUCAGGGUCUAUGUGGAGACCAAAGACGGCCUCAAGUCUCUGGGGGGCAUUUUCCCUGUCUCCAAUGUCACCCCCACAUUUGAACUCUCUAUCGUGUUCAAGGCAGACAAGAGUGAUUGCUGGCCACCCCUUAAGCGCAUAUUCGAGAGAAAUAAAGUGUUGAAGCUGAGGCCAGAGUACAAGCUGGUGAAACGGAAGCUGUACUCCUCUGCCAGCCCUGUUAUCCACGAGUUCAACUAGAGCCUCUGACCACACAGGCAGCCCAUGUCAAGGUGUGGAAAAUGGACAGAAUUUGAUAUCCUGAUAGCAAUACUGAAAAUUACAUUAAUAGCAAUUUUGGCUUGAUCAAUACCAUUAAACAGUAUCUGGCACUACUUCAAAUUUAACUCUUUAUGAGGUCGAGGAAAAUAUCGCUAGAUGGACAUUUUAUAUCGUACAAUACAUGUUGCACAAGUUCCAUGCUCUUUAUAAAGCUCAGGUUUUACAAAUUGACACUGACCAGAACCUGGUAUUCUGGUAUGUUCUAGUUCUAUGGGCAUAAGAAGUUUAAUAUUUUCAAUGUUAAAACAAGAGGUCAAUUUUGCUUGUCUGUCUGUUGGUAACGUGAGCGCAUAUUUGCACAGAUUGUUAUGUGUGUACACUGGAUGCGUCCCCUCUGGAAGGGGCAAGUUUCAUUCCUGUAUUGUGCUGUAUUUGUAUUUAUGAUUAAACAUUUUGUUCACAA